Messenger RNA from Carlito syrichta (Philippine tarsier), 830 nucleotides. RefSeq names its product EEF1A lysine methyltransferase 1 (gene EEF1AKMT1). The transcript has 4 exons. Gene Ontology annotation, molecular function: protein-lysine N-methyltransferase activity; nucleic acid binding. Bases 10 to 654 code for a protein of 214 amino acids. Gene Ontology annotation, biological process: methylation. NCBI's taxonomy places the organism in Eukaryota, Metazoa, Chordata, Mammalia, Primates, Tarsiidae. The record is from RefSeq and is a predicted model, not a curated record.
GUGUGUGAAAUGAGUGACUCUGAAGAUGAGGAGACCCCCCAACUUUCCGCCCAGGCGUUGGCAGCUCUCCAGGAAUUUUAUGCUGAGCAGAACCUGCAGAUGGCCCCAGGUGAAGCUUAUCAGCACAACAGUGGGGUAAUAGAAGAGAACUGGCAGCUGAGCCAGUUUUGGUACAACCAGGACACUGCACUGCGACUGGCUCAGGAAGCCGCCACAGCUGCAGGAGAGGGUGGCAGAAUAGCGUGUGUGAGCGCCCCCAGUGUUUAUCAGAAGCUCAGAGCACUGCACAGAGAAGCCGUGUCUGUGUCCAUCUUUGAGUAUGACAGGAGAUUUGCCGUGUAUGGAGAGGAGUUCAUCUUCUAUGACUAUAACAACCCGCUGGACUUACCUGAGAACAUUGCUGCUCACAGCUUUGACAUUGUGGUGGCAGACCCUCCUUACCUUUCUGAGGAAUGUCUAAGGAAAACGUCAGAAACCAUCAAGUACCUGACUCGGGGGAAGAUCCUGCUGUGCACAGGUGCCGUCAUGGAGGAACAGGCCACCAGACUCCUUGGAGUGAAGAUGUGCAAGUUUAUUCCAGAGCACACCCGAAACCUGGCGAAUGAGUUUCGCUGCUAUGUGAAUUACGAUGCUGGACUGGACCAUGGAGUCUGAAUACAGAGGGUAACGUGUUGCAUGGAGGAUCCAUGACAGCACCCUCUUUUUAUUUUCCUAGUAGAUUGAAAGUUAUUAUCUCCUCCCCGCUUCCUGAACUGGGGUUAUCCCUGGCUUGAUUUUUAGAAUAAAGGACACACUUCAUAGUGUUGUUUCCGAUGGAGGGCAUCCCUAGA